AUGGCGAGUUCAAAUAAACCCAACCGCGCCGCAUCCACAGCGCGGGACUUUAAUAAUACCCUCAGCAGCAUCCCCGCCUUUGAAGCCAUGCGCUUCACAGCAAACUACGCAAGAAUGGCACAGGCGGAACUUCAAAAUUGUGACUACCAAGAGCUCAUGGUCGCUGUCAAAGAAGCCGCCAACCUCCUGCCAGAUACUUUCGAUGAGUGGCCAGCUGAGGCAGAAGAGAUCAAUACGAGGAUGGAAGAGAAGUUAAAGGACUUUGAUAAACUUGCUGGAGGGUUUAGGAAGUUUGUUGAAAAUGCACGGGUAGCUACUAAGAGCCAGAGACCGCCGAAACAUCAGAACAUCAUGCCUCGCGCACGUAAAGCAACUGAUUCGAAUCCAACACCAAGCAAACGACGACGCACCAAACAAAAAACGUUCCACUUCAAAAAACAUCAGCCAGGCGGCUCUGUUCCGUACCCCCACGAAGAAGCUCCCGCGUUCAAUCUCGAAUCCGUGUCUCUGUACCUAUCUCAAGGUUGGGACCCCAACACAUCGUGGGCAGAAGAUGAGCUUGUAUUCCCCCCUCCCGGUGGUGGCUGCGUGAUGCCAACUGCUAGUGAUCCCUGGUCACAUUUUAACACACCUCUACAUCGCGCUCUCUGGCAGAAACAGUUCGAUGUGGCUCAACUUCUGCUUGAUCACGGUGCUCAUAUUGACUUGCUGAACGCUUCGGGUCGUACUGUACUCCAUGAGGCUAUCGAUCAAGGAAUUAACACGCAUAACCGUGGAUGGACUGAAACAGCUAAAUGGAUCGUUGAGCACGGUGCUGACUUGGAUAAGAAGACCGAAGAAAGCACUGUCGUGGUUGCCAAAGAUUCGCAUACAGGCAAAUCACAUCAGUAUCAUAGAUCUGGAGGCAUCUCGGCAUUGGGAAUGGCCAUCAUCCUACGAGACUUGGUCAAGAUGCAGCAUCUUAUUGCGGCUGGCGCUAAUGUUAAAUUGCCACUUGAUCAAAGGGGAUGUUGGUAUCCUCUUGAUGUUGUGUUUCUCCGUCGCCAGAUGGACAUGGUCGAGCUUCUAGAGAAUGCCGGCGCCUCGUUUUCGACAGAAGUUGAAAACGGCAGCGAUCACUUUGAACAAUCCAGGAAACUGCUCACAUUCUGUCUAUCUGGCGAGGGUUUUAUUUUCCACUUGGCUGAAACGAGCAACAGCAUACCUCCGUCAUCUUGCCAAGUUGUCUUCCGCUCCAUUGUCAACACAGAAGAAUUCAGGGCAGUUUGGGGACAGCCGAAUAGCCCUUCGCGGUACCAGGCUUCUGUAUCGGCAUUCUUUCGUAUACUCUCUGAAAAAGCACAGACGAGAAACCCUUUAGAAAUACCAGAGUCUUAUUGUGGGAUUUGCAAAGAUGUCAUUACUAGACUAAACUCGUCUAAGUCUUACGAUCUUCAACAUGCUACUUCCUUGCACGAGUUGGAAAGAACGGCUCGUGAUGGCUGUCCGUUCUGCGGUCUGCUGCUUGAUGCAGUUGAUAAGAGUACAGUACCUCAAAGACUGAGCAACCAAACAGUGGCUUCUAGUGAGGGUGACAAAGUACAUAGCCCUCCAGGCAGUAAUUCCGAAGACGCUCCAAUCAUGUUACGCGUCUUCGAGACAUUCCGGGGAGGACGUCUGCAGGUACGACACGGCGACAAACUGUCGAACCUCCAGAUCAGUCUUCUAGAGGAGGAGUUUCUUGACUAUUCUCCCGACUCAAGCGAAGGCCAAGCUGGCACUGGAUCCUCCCGGGCGCUGUCUUUAAGCAAAACCUGGCUGAAGCGUUGCAGAGAGAAACAUCCUGACUGUCGACGAUUGCAUGAUACGACAGACCCUGUUCUUCCAACUCGCGUUCUGGACGUGACUGGCGGCACAUUGGACGACCCAAAAAUUAAACUCAUCGAAACAAGCAGGGGGAAACGGGCCACAUACUGCGCCCUAUCGUACUGCUGGGGCAAGUCACGUUGUAUCAUAACAACAAAAGCCAACUUGGACAACCAUAAACGUGACAUUACUUUAUCAUCGCUUCCCAGAACCAUCAGGGAUGCUGUACUGGCAACUCGAGGCCUCGGAAUCGAUUACCUCUGGGUAGACAGCCUCUGCAUUGUACAGGACGACACCGACGAUUGGGCAGCAGAGGCAGCCAGGAUGGGUGACGUUUACGCAAAUUCCAUACUGACAAUAUCCACCUUAUCCGGAACAGACUGCAACGACGGUCUUUUCACACCGCAUUCUCUCAGACAGCAAUAUGUCCUGCCAUUUCCUAUUCCCCCUACGUCAAGGCCUACUAGCGACUCGGGAUGGUUCGUGCCUGCAGUGCAUCCACCUGUAGAAGAGAACCAAUACGGCGUACUACAGCUACCUCUUCGAGGACCUGUUCAUUCCCGAGGCUGGACGUUUCAGGAACAGAUGCUAAGCACUCGCAUUCUGUGGUUUGGCGAUGGCCACGUUCAGUGGGAAUGCUUAUCCAAAUUCGCUGCGGAUUCGUCACCAGAGUCUAUGGGUCACUAUCAAUACCCCGGGAACAACUCUGAUGAGCCCUAUCGCUCUCGUCGGAUGAAGGAGCAUUUGCAGAGACCGUUCAAGAUCAAGGCCACUCUUCCACAUUCUGAGCAGCAAGGUCAUGAGAAGGAAGAUCGAGUCGAUGCUUAUACGGAAUGGGAGACUUUGGUGGCCGAGUACACGACAAGAAAUCUUACCAAAGAAUCAGAUCGGAUCCCGGCAAUUCUUGGUCUAGCAAAUGUAAUGGGACCAAUGUUUGAAUGCGAAUUCGUCAUGGGUAUCUGGAAAGGCAAACACUUUCUCCGGAGUCUUUUGUGGCAAGUCCACCAGGGAACAAGCAUGUCUGGUAACUCGUACCCAUCCUGGACAUGGGCAUCUAGGUCUGGCUGUGCAAUCGACUAUGCUAUGGCGAACGUAGACGGAGAGCGCACAAGCUCAUGGCCUACUUCCCCUGUUGCAAUAGAUGAAACCCAUGGGUCUAUCACUCUCAAGGGUCCGGUGGGCAAACUCACGACGGAACAAAUGGAAAGUCUUGCGAGUCACCUCGGCUUUGGUUUCACGACCAAGCUAUCUAUGGACGAUGAUCCAAAACAAUCCCAGGAUAAACCUCUCUCAACCUAUCUAGACUACCUUUCAGGCAAAACGACUGAAAUGCCUACAUGGAACAAUCCAAGGGAGAGUCUACUGCAAGGGCGUUCUGUCUGGUAUAUAGAUAUUGUCAAGUAUGAGCAUGGUGCUGGACACCAAGGAUAUGGGUUACCCAUGUGGCCUACUGGCCAGCCGGCAUCUGUCGUUAGGUUACUUCUUGAAGCUACUGAUUGCGAGCAACCGCCACGGUUAUUUAAAAGGGUUGGAAUUGCUCAUGUCCAGUUGGAGGAGCUGGAGGGUGUGGUGCGCGAGGUUGUGAUUGUCUAA
This is a messenger RNA of Fusarium coffeatum, 3438 nucleotides long. RefSeq lists its product as uncharacterized. The transcript is spliced from 4 exons. The record is from RefSeq and is a predicted model, not a curated record. NCBI's taxonomy places the organism in Eukaryota, Fungi, Ascomycota, Sordariomycetes, Hypocreales, Nectriaceae. Gene Ontology annotation, molecular function: protein binding. The coding region runs from base 1 to 3438 and encodes 1145 amino acids.